Messenger RNA from Cuscuta campestris, 2569 nucleotides. NCBI's taxonomy places the organism in Eukaryota, Viridiplantae, Streptophyta, Magnoliopsida, Solanales, Convolvulaceae. The record is from the annotation of a GenBank genome assembly.
CUAUUAUUUUCCCCCUCUCCAUACAAAUAAUUUCUAUCACCUUUUAUUAUUCUAAACACAACUAAAUAAAUUCACCGGUGAAUUAUAUUAUUAUUUUUUUUCAAAAAAAAUGUUACACCCCGAUCAAGAAGAUAAUUGUGUUGAUGGCCGCUCAUCUAAUAAAAAAGCCCAACAACAAUUCUCACUUCAGCUUCCCAGUUUUUCUAUCCUUCAUACUUCAUCCCACCCCGUCACCCUCCAGUUUGAGGACGUGACGUAUUCUUUGAAGAUAGAGAGCAAUGAGGGGAACCAAACGCGAAUCUUGCUUAACGGCGUCAGCGGGACCGUUAACCCCGGCGAGCUGCUGGCAAUGCUGGGCCCGUCCGGGAGCGGGAAGACCACUCUCCUGACGGCGCUCGGCGGGAGGUUGCCGGGAAAACUCUCCGGCACCGUGACGUACAACGGGCAGCCGCUGUCGUGCCCGAUGAAACGGAGGAUCGGAUUCGUGACCCAAGACGACGUUCUGUACCCUCACCUGACGGUCAAAGAGACGCUGACCUACGCCGCUCUGCUGCGGCUGCCGGAGAAUCUGACAAAAGCAGAGAAAACAGAGCAGGCGGAGCUGGUGAUGGUGGAGCUCGGCCUGACGAGGUGCCGGAACAGCGUGAUCGGCGGCGCUCUCCUCCGGGGAAUCUCCGGCGGAGAGAGGAAAAGGGUGAGCAUCGGGCAAGAAAUGCUGGUGAAUCCGAGCCUGCUGCUCCUGGACGAGCCGACGUCGGGGCUGGACUCCACGACGGCUCUGCGGAUGGUGGGGACGCUGCGGUGGGUGGCGAGGGGCGGGCGGACGGUGGUGACGACGAUCCACCAGCCGUCGAGCCGGCUGUUUCGGAUGUUCGAUAAGGUGGUGGUGCUGUGCGACGGAUGUCCGAUUUACAGCGGGAGGGGAAGAUCCGAAGUGAUGGAGUAUUUCGGGUCGAUUGGGUAUGUUCCCGGGUUUAGCUUAAUGAAUCCGGCUGACUUUCUCCUUGAUCUUGCCAAUGGUAUAGCCCCAGAUACAAGGCAGGAAGAAGGGCAUGAAUUUGAUGGAGUAUGUGAUAUUAAUGGUGAUGAUCAAGCUUCCAUCAAACACUUCUUGAUUUCAUCCUACACCAAGACUUUCAAUGCCACGAAUAAGAAUGCAGAUAUGGAGAAAGGCCUCCUCUUUCAACCAAAUUUGCUCCCAUCAAAACGGUGUGAUGAUGAAGAGCAAUUGUGGACAAGUUGGUGGCUGCAAUUCACAGUUUUGUUGAGCAGGGGACUAAAAGAAAGAAGACAUGAGUCCUUCUCCGGUCUGAGGAUUUGCCAAGUCAUGUCUGUCGCGUUUCUAGCCGGCCUUCUAUGGUGGCACUCCAACACUAAUCACAUUCAAGAUCAGGUGGGAUUGUUGUUUUUCUAUUCAAUCUUCUGGGGGUUCUUCCCCAUGUUCAAUGCCGUGUUUGCAUUUCCACAAGAACACUCAAUGCUGAAGCGCGAGCGCUCCUCCAGGAUGUACCGUCUCUCCGCCUACUACUUCGCACGAACUGUCGGUGAUCUGCCAAUGGAACUCGCGCUUCCGACUGUUUUUGUGACCAUAACAUAUUGGAUGGGAGGCCUAAGGCCAUCACCCAUCACAUUCCUAGCAACCCUCUCCAUUGUCCUCUUCAUCGUGCUCGUCUCCCAGAGCCUAGGCCUAGCCCUCGGUGCGCUGGUGAUGGAUGUGAAGCGCGCCGGGACCCUGUCGUCGGUCACCAUGAUGGUGUUUUUGCUGGUUGGUGGGUAUUAUAUUCAGAACAUGCCUCACUUCAUGGUGUGGGUGAAGUACAUUUCAUUCACUCAUUACUCUUACAGACUUCUGGUGGGAGUUCAGUAUGGGGAGGAUGACGUUUAUGUGUGUGGGGAUGGAGGAGGACGAGAAUGCAGGGUCAGGGAUUUUGCAGGGAUUAAGUGCCUUGGCGGCAUUGGGAACUUGACGGUGGAUGUGGCGGCAUUGGCCGCCAUGUUUGUUGCGUAUCGGAUGGUGGCUUAUGUUGCACUGAGGAUUCGUUGAAGAUCCUUAUAACUUUUUUUAUACAAUAAAGAAUAGAUGAAUGUAGACAUACAUUAUGUCUAUAUUCAUUUAUUUUUCAUUGUAACAAAAAAAUCUUAAAGGUACUUAAAAAGAAAUCAAGGGAGUACUUCAUAUAUAUGCUCCUCUUUCCUUUGAUGCCCCUGGGAUGUUAUAAUAUGACACUCAAUUCAUCUUAUCAGGAUCCUAUGGUAUUUCAAUUCAUCUGCUUUGAAAUACUUUUUACCUCUUGAAUCUCCCACAAAAAACACUAUAAAUCUUUCUUCCUCAUUUCCUCAAUAUGCUACAAUGAACACGUCCACGAAACUAAGGGCUAGCUUAGAGUGCUUGUUGAAGGAAGUAUAAUAGGAUAUGAAGUACUUCACGGUCAAAAGGAACAUUGUACUAUUGUAGGCUUUUCAAAUGAGUCAUUGUUAUAUUAUGAUAUCAGACGUGAAAAGACAGUCUCUAGAAAAUAAUUACUCCGAUCCGCAUUAAGUACAAUAUUGAUAAAGUUACAGUUUCUUU